Molecule: messenger RNA, 1819 nt
Organism: Geodia barretti
Lineage: Eukaryota; Metazoa; Porifera; Demospongiae; Tetractinellida; Geodiidae
Source: the annotation of a GenBank genome assembly
CAGCGUUUGUAAGUUCCUCUGAGCCCCCACUACUGAGGUUGACGUUGGUAAUUGUCAGGGACUCCCCCGGCCGAGUGUUGAUCCUGGUGUAACCACGGUGACCGGUAGCAGGGUCGGUGGUGGUCCCGUAGUCUCUCAUCUUCUCACAGACAGUCUCCAGGAGCUCUGUCAUGUGUGUCUCACUACCUGCAUACCUCCUGGACUUGGCCGAUUGCUUCCCACUGGAGUCAACUCUGUAGCUCCCAGUCUGGUUUCAGAAAGACCCCCUGAGAAUACUGUGAGGGCUUCCACCACCAGCUCUCACUCACCUGGAUGGUCUUCUUGGGGUCCACCUUGUCCACCUCGUAGCUGAGUUCGUCCACCACCGCCUUGCAGGCUGCAGAACAAGGGAUAAACAGACUAGUACAGCCACUGAAACUCUGUACCUCCGCAGUACGCGGCCAAGUCCCUGCGACCUGAGACCUCCUGUAGUCCUGCCAGACAGCAGAAGACGACUGCACCAAUUACCAGAGGAGUCCUCAUCUCUCUACACGUAGAACAGACUGGUUUCGCGUAGAUGCGCAUGCGCACUGUCGUAAGAGCUUUCGCUAAAUUAGACAAUAACAAAUUGAAGGGCCUCCCCUUGACCACUUGACAGACCUGCGACUAUCUGCUCCCCAGAGGCGUUGAGAAGGCCAGCCAUGUCGCCCAAGUCACGGAAGAUUGCUAUUCUUGGCUUCAGAGCGGUUGGGAAAUCUUCUUUGGCUAUUCAGUUUGUGGAAGAUCAGUUUGUGGACUCCUACGACCCGACCAUAGAAAACAGUAAAUAUCCAUUUGAAAAGGUGGUUCAUUACCGAGGUCAGGAAUUCCACACUCAACUCAUCGACACCGCAGGACAGGAUGAAUAUUUCAUGAUACCUCAGAGCUACACAGUCGGAGUCCAUGGUUACAUUCUGGUGUACUCUGUCACCUCAAAGAAGAGUUUUGAGGUGGUGAAGAUCAUUCAUGAGAAGCUACUGGACCAGAUUGGGGGAGGAAACAAAGUCCCUCUCGUUCUCGUCGGUAAUAAGACAGACCUCCACCUUCAGAGGGUGAUACCAUCCGAGGCAGGUAGGAAGUUGGCUGGAGAAUGGAGUGCUUCGUUUGUAGAGAGCUCAGCCAAACAGAAUGAGGAGGUGGAUGUAAUAUUUCAAAGAGUUUUACAGGAGAUUGAGAAACAACAUGGGACUCAGGACGAUGGAGGGUGUGUCCUUCUGUGACCACACCCACUCACUAAUUGUGACCCUUGAUGUUCCGUUUUGUCCUUUCCAUUCACCAUUAUGCUCGCUCCGUGUUUUGUAUAUAUCAGCAAUUAAGUCACGUUGUUCACUUACAAAAUGUACUCUUGCACUCUAUUGUCAUGUCUAUAACAUCAAUGUGUAAUAUUGAAAGUUUUUAGGUGUGCACUAAUAAAAGUAGAGCAGUGACACAGUACACAAUGAGCAAUAGCUACUAUAAUAUCUUUACUCUAUAAUUUGUCACGACACAUUGUCCUAUCUCUUAUUGAAUCUGCUACACGAAGUUGACUGAUUGAGCCAAAGGGGCGUGGCAGGUGGGCGUGGUUACUGCUUCUCGACGUAGUUGGAGGGCAGCAUCCCAAACUGGCCAGUGCGCUGAACUCGGGCCUCCAUCCACCCGUCGUCAAUGACCUGGACCUCAAUCAUGACAUCCCCUGCACACACAGACAGAGAGAUGAAGAUUGAAAAAUAAUCUGUGGCCAGUACUCAACAUCGGAAUAAAAAUCUGCCCCCAUGGGGCCACGCACUGUGUACUGCUGACCUUCCAUGAACGAGACUUCGUC